UGGCUCUCCGAAAGUACCGCCCCGGAACAGGCGGGGUUUGUGAAGAUGGCGGCGCCUGGGAAUCUUGCGGUGCUGGAGUCAGACCUGCAAAGUGCCGUGACACUUUUGAAAAACCUUCAGGAUCAGGUGAUGGCUGUAACUGCACAAGUACAAGCUCUGACCAAAAAAGUUCAAGCUAGAGCCUAUCCUACAGAGAAGGGUCUCAGCCUCUUGGAAGUGAAGGACCAGCUAUUGCUCAUGUACCUUAUGGAUUUAACCCAUCUCAUCCUGGACAAAGCCUCAGGAGGGUCUCUUCAGGGACAUGCUGCAGUUCUGAGACUGGUAGAGAUCCGCACGGUUUUGGAAAAGCUUCGUCCCUUGGACCAAAAACUGAAGUAUCAGAUUGACAAGCUAGUCAAGACUGCAGUGACAGGCAGCCUCAGUGAGAAUGACCCUCUCCGUUUUAAGCCUCAUCCCAGCAAUAUGAUGAGCAAGUUGAGCUCUGAGGACGAGGAGGAAGACGAAGCAGAAGGCCAGUCUGAAGCUUCAGGAAAGAAAUCUGUAAAAGGAACAGUUAAGAAAUACGUUCCACCACGCUUGGUUCCAGUACAUUAUGAUGAAACAGAAGCUGAGAGGGAAAAGAAACGCCUAGAACGGGCCAGAAAACGGGCAUUGAGCAGCUCUGUCAUUCGUGAACUUAAGGAGCAGUACUCAGAUGCUCCAGAGGAAAUCCGUGAUGCUCGGCAUCCUCAUGUCACCCGCCAGAGUCAGGAGGAUCAACACAGGAUUAACUAUGAGGAGAGCAUGAUGGUGCGUUUAAGUGUCAGUAAGCGCGAGAAAGGACGACGAAAACGAGCGAGUGUCAUGAAUUCACAACUUCAUUCCCUCACACACUUUAGUGACAUCAGUGCUUUGACAGGAGGAACACCCCAUCUUGAUGAGGACCAGAAUCCUAUUAAGAAGCGUAAGAAGAUACCUAAGAAAAGUCGAAAGAAAAAAGGUUUUCGGAGGCGGCGGUGAUGAUGGGUGUACAUAUUUGUAUAUCUGUUGUUAUCCAGGGAUACUUCUAAUUUCACUGUAUGUAGGUUUUGGUUUUUUUUUCCUUGAAAUUCAUUAAUUGUUUACUCUGGAUAUGUGGAAAGAUCUUUAUUAAUAAAAUUGAUUUUACUUACGAAAUGAACCUGCUUUUGCAUAUGUAUUGUAUGACUGGAAUCACUGGGUAUGGGGUUUUUCUGGUGAGAUGGUAAUAAAAGGAUAAAGGGAAAGAUGAAAUUUUGCAGGGGGAGUGAGAGAAGGUUGGCUUUAUAGUUUGUUUUGAUAGUUUACUUUUCUCAGAAGCUAUAAAUUGGUUCCUUAGCAAAAAAUAUUGAGCGAUUAGAGUGGUGUAAUCAACUCUUCUGGCCCACGUGGCCAUAAGUUCGUGUAUGAUUUGUUGUAAUAGAGUGCAAGUCAUCUUAAGGUAUGUGGGUUUUGUUAAUGUAACUUGCUGGCCACCAGAUGGGGUCAGUGAUUCAGGAAACCUUUGGUUCAUGACUAGCAAAAGCUGUAUUGUAGAACUUUUUCUCAUUGUUAAGUUACUCAUAUCUCCACUUUUGAAUGUUUUUCUUUUCUUCCUAAAAUAAAAUAAACAUAGGGCUGAUCUUUGGUCAGUUAUAGGGAGAGAGUUUAUCCAGAAAGAACAGCAGAGUGAGCAGACUAGAGUAUGAAGAAUCAGUAUAGUCUUGUGUUUUGCAGCCUCUUUGACCUUCCUUUAACUAAGGUCUUAGUUCACUAGUCAGUUAAAGGCCAGUCCUUUUAUAAAUGCUUGCAAAGGAGUGCCAAAAAAAUAGGCAGAUGGAAAAUUCCUAGCUUGAAGAUCAAAAGAAUGAAAAUGUCACCAAAAUAUCUGCCCAAAUCAAGAGACUGGUAGGAGUUACAUAUCUGAGAUCUUGUAUUCUGUCCAGAGAACGACCUCUGUUGGUGGGAGAGCCUUUAGGCUUGGAUAAUACAGAAGGUGAAAAGGGGAACCGGAAAGGACAGAAGUUGAAGAAUCUGUUGAAUAAAUUUACUACAGUUUUUUUAAGUGCUUAGGAUUUCAUGAAGACCUAAUUUUGUGUCUGUAUUCCUGGGCAGUGUCAUGGAGAGAAGUAGAAUUGGGUUAUUGCAUCACUAAAUCCUUGGUUCUGAGUCCUGUGAAUUUGGACUUCUACUAGUCUGCCUGAUCAGGGCAGGGUGUGUUUUUAGUUGGCUGUAGCCUGAUAGAAAGUAGGAGUCAACCUAGUAUUGUCUCCUGUUAACUUGAGCAGAUCACUUAACAUUCCUGGCCUUUGAUUUUCCUUAGCUGAAAAAUGAAGGGGUUAGACUGAAUCUCUGAGAUUUCUUCCAGAAUGGGCUUAUUUCUAGGGCCUUGAACUUUUAGUCCGUGGUAGUCUGAGUGAGCCUGACCUGCCUAGGGCCCUGAUACUUCUGUUUCUUCAAGUGAAUCUAAACAAAGAGCCACGGAACAGGUUUAGAGAUUCUUUUCCCUUUCUGGCUGAACUAAGUGGACAGGAGGUUCAGUUCAAAAAUACUUAGUUAGGACCACCUCAUUUGCUUCUUAGGACUGACUGUUGCAUUGGCUUCUCAUUUAUUAAGAUUUUUGGGUUACAGGAACUGCCAAGGAAAAGGAAGUGGUGGUGGUUUUUUUCUCCUAAGAUCUUACUUUGUGUUACAUAUUGAGCUAAGAGCUUUAUACAUAAUCCUUACAAAUUAUAGAUCAUCUCUAUUUUACCAGUAAGGAAACUGAGACACUUAGGCAGUCUGCCCAAGGUUACAUUGCUAAUAAAUGAAGAGAACCAGUACUUGAAGAACACAAUUGUGUGGAGGCCCUCAAGUAUCCUGGGGUUCAUGAAAGUCUUCAGGUUGUUUGUUUUUCCUUUUUAAAAAUACUGGUAGGUAGGUUAUAGAGUUUAGCUCCCUCUUCCCUACUGCCCCCACUCCUGUUCAAAGUCUUGUCUUCAAAGAAACCACAAGUUCCAGAUACUGUUCUGCCCUCUUGGUGUUAUACCAGUGAGUAUAACA
Molecule: messenger RNA, 3018 nt
Organism: Neofelis nebulosa (Clouded leopard)
Lineage: Eukaryota; Metazoa; Chordata; Mammalia; Carnivora; Felidae
Gene: NGDN
Product: neuroguidin
Exons: 11
Coding region: 46-999 (317 amino acids)
Biological process (GO): maturation of SSU-rRNA from tricistronic rRNA transcript (SSU-rRNA, 5.8S rRNA, LSU-rRNA)
Cellular component (GO): small-subunit processome; nucleolus
Source: RefSeq, a predicted model, not a curated record